Messenger RNA from Leptopilina boulardi, 1409 nucleotides. RefSeq names its product cx9C motif-containing protein 4. Gene Ontology annotation, cellular component: mitochondrial intermembrane space. The transcript is spliced from 5 exons. Lineage: Eukaryota; Metazoa; Arthropoda; Insecta; Hymenoptera; Figitidae. The record is from RefSeq and is a predicted model, not a curated record. The coding region runs from base 50 to 1276 and encodes 408 amino acids.
ACUGUCAAAAUGGUUAUGUUUGUUUAUACACAUGUGAUACUCAUCAAUUAUGUAUUUUUAUUUUUUCUUGAUUAUAAUUUAUGUGAUUCUUUUUAAAUAUUUGAAAUUGAAAUAUUACAUCAUUGCCAGUUUUGUUCUCAGUAUGAGUAUUUUUAUAAUUUCAAUGAAUUCUUUAGAAAAUAUCAUCGAGUCCAAGGAUAUAGAGAAGUGUCCUUUUUGUUAUGGUCUUACAGCUUGUUAUUUAAUGGAUAUUAAUGAACUUUCUUUUGAUUAUAGCGAUUUAUCUGUUUUGUUUUCUAAUUAUUUUGGAACAAAGAAUGUUUAUUAUGUUAAAAUGAGAAAUAAAAAAUUGAUUUUGAAACAGCUUGCAAGCAAUUCAGAGCUGGAUGAAUUCGAUAAAAUGAGUAUUGUAUUUAGGGAGAAAAAAGACAUUAAUUUUCUAAAUCUUAUUAAAGAAAUUGUAUCUACAAAUAUGAGUGACACAUUAAGUAAACUGCGUCUUUGUCCAACUACAAAGAAUAUAAAAUUGUUUUUGGCAAAUGUAAUUAAUAGCAAGAACUUCUCUUAUCAAAAUAUUUGGACCCUACUGAAAAUAAAUCCAGAAGCACUUAUGCUGCAGAUUUUACCUGCAAGACUGGGAUGGCCUGUUCCUAAAUACUAUGGAGCAUGUGGAAGAUUAGUUAUUGAAGAAUUUGUGGGCCCUGCUCUUUCUGAAUUUUAUAAUAAACAUUGGAUUCAAAGAGCAGAAAUAGCUUCUAGCUUACUUAAUGCAGCACACACAUUUACUUUUCAAGAUGAAAAUUUUACAUAUUAUUUAACAGAUGUUUCUUUCGAUAAUAUUGCCGUUGAUUCCAAUAACAUUGCUAAAUUUAUUGACCUGGAGAAUGUUAUUGUGGUUGAUAAAAAAACAUCUAUCGCAGAUCAAUCUGAAACUUGGAAAGACGUUCAUAGAAGUGACUCAGAUUUUGGCUGUGAAGAUUGCUUAAUAUUUUCUCCAUCAGACAUUUGUGCACACGAAGUUAGCGACCAUAACUAUUAUACUAUAUGCAAGCAUAUUUUAGCCAGAAAGACGACUGAAAACCAAAUAUCAGAGGGUUUCUUACAUGAUGUACCGGAUAAUAUUUUGAGUCAAUACCCUGUCUUUAUUAAUCUUGUAAAUAAAUGCUCCAAGUCUGAUACUUUAAGUAACAGAAUUACUACAGGAAUUAAACUUAAUAUCCUGUUAAAAGAUAUUAUUAAAAUGUACACUUUGAGCUACAAUCACCAUAAUAGAUAAUGUCUAUCAACCAUCUAAAUGUGAAAAAGUUCUUGAGGAAUUAAGACAGUGUUGUUUAAAACAUUCAUCACAGUCUCUUGUUUGUGAAGGGAUAGAUACAUCUAAACCAUACGAACAUCACACUGUUGAUUAC